AUGUCUGACGCUGUGGAACCAAAUCCUGGUUUUCUUUUGUUGGAUUUAUUACGAGGAAAAGAAAACCACGACGGCAUCAAGAUGAAGCGGACGACAACAUUCUCAUCAAAAACACCUUUCAGGUUCAUGAUUGUGUUGUUGAUGCUGCUCGUUGGAAUGAUACUCUCCACUCGUCGAAUACAAGCUCAAGAUUUGCGAUAUUGCUCGAUUGCCAACACCACAGUGAUUCCACUCACCACAAGCUUAACAGGUCAACAACAACCCGGAAUAUUAUGUCCCUUUGGAUUCAUCAAACAAAGAAAUAUCACUUCGGGUCUGUUCACUUGUCAAAGUGUGAUGGAUUUAUUGAAUGACAUUGUGGACAAGAAGGAUUGUUUCUUGCCACCAGGUCGAGACAAUGAAAAAUCAUUGCCCUACUUUGACACUACAAACUGUAUUUUCAAUUAUCUUCAUUGUUCUCCUCGAACCAGAAAGUGCACCCUAUUCAACACGAGAAGUUUGGGCGAUGCAUGUGUAGACCGAUUUAGUUGUGCAGGAUCGGUUCAGAAAAAUCACAUCAAUUGCUUUGAAGGAAAAUGCACCACUCUUGUGAGAAACACUGUUCUACCUACAGGUGCUCUCUGUCCAUCUGAUCUCUCAACUUUUUCUUCUUUCAUUAGCUAUGAGAAUAACACAUUAUCCACAUGUAAUGACAACUCUCUUUGUGUGUCCAAUGGCGGAUCCUCAAAAUGCAUGAGAGUGCAACCAGGAAGAGCUCCAAGAUUUGGAUCAUGUGGAAUGUUUUACACCGUUGAAAACAACACUAUUAUGGAUAUAAGUGUGAGGUUGUGUAAAGAUGCACAUGUUUGUUCAAAUAUGGAGCACGGUAAUUGCUUACCUAAUUAUGCUUCUACAGACUUUUAUGACACAUUUAGAUCCCCAUUUAGGACUCUAAUAACUCCACCAGAAGAGUUCGAGCUUCAAUUAAGCUCCACGUAUAUGGACACGAGGCAAGCUUUUACUACAAGAAGUAAUUCUUUUUGUAAACAUAACUCUGGAUGUAGCGGAAACGCACUCGGCAAUUCUGCAUUACAAAUCAAGUCAAGCUAUUCUUACAUGAAGGGAGGCCCGAGUUUCAACGCGUCGUUUUUUGAAACAUUUAACAAAUGUGACACAUCUCUGAAGAAAUGUAUUCGAGUCUUUGGAAAAGAGAAUGGAAUGCCAUGUUCAGAAAAUGCCGAAUGUCGAUCGACUUAUUGUUCACCUUUCAACAACAUGACUUGUUCUGAGUUGCCAAAAGAAGUUGCAUGUGGACCAAGUGUUUCCAGUGCAUCAUUGUCUGAUUGUCCAGGAUAUUCACAAUGUGUGUGCACCAACUCGAGUCGAGGAGUUUGUAUGAGUUUAUGUUUUGCUGAAUUGACAGAUUUGCAUUCAUGUUCCUAUAAUUUUGGAAUGGUUGGAUCAAAUAGUGCAAUUUCUAAAAUGGAAAAUACUUUAAUUCCAUUCUAUGACAAUCAAUCCUCAAUAUUUUCUCUUGAAAAUGGAAAAUGUAAAGAAUACAUGAUCAAAUAUUUUGAAUGUAUGAAGAAUAUUCAACAAGAAAUGAAUUUGGAGACUCAUGAUUUGCCAUAUUCUCCUUUAACAAGACGAAAUGGAAUGACAGGAAAAUCUUUGUCACUCUCUGAACCCAAUGACAUUGUUUUGAAAAGUAAUUUGGCAAAUUUAUCUCUAUCUGAAGAUGAGACAGAUGUAUUUGCAAUUGCUGAAGUGAAUUUGACCAACAUUGAAAAUAAUCAAUUUUCAAACAUUUCAGAAGUAUCCUUAACAAGAAUUGAUAUGUUUAAUGAAAGUUCAAGUUCAAUGUUGAUGCAAGUUUCAAGCAUGUAUUCAAAUUUUAACAUUUCAGAACAAGUGGUUGUUUAUAUUUUGGAAAGAAUGGCAGGAUUAAUUCCAAAAUAUAAAACCAAAGAAAUUAAUUUCAGAUCAACCUUGAAAGUGUGUGGAUGUUGCACUCCAACAGUGACCAAUUAUUUGCAAGAUUCACUUCAUGGAGGAAUUUUAUUGAAAGGAAAUGAUUCAAAUAUUCUCUCUUCAGGAUUGAUUGCAUUCUCUGAUUUAUCAUUAAGUAAUACCAUCUCUGGAUUUGAACCAAUUAUGGGACAUAAUUCAUUUCUGAAUCGAAAUUGGUAUGAGAAAUGUGACAUUAUUUUAGUUCCAGCUGAAGAUAUUGAUGUGAUUACACUCUCUGUGAAGAAUAACAUGUUAAUUUUGGAUCGAAAUUCAACAGAUGGAAAUUCAUUGAAAGAAUUGGAAGAAAAAUCAAUGAAUGAAUUAUUCUCUGUUGCAAUUUCAAACAUUCCAUCAAAAGUGUUGACAAUUCCAAGAAGUGUGAGAGAUGCUGCCCUAAAGAAUCAAACAUUAUUGGAUCGAGUUUCUUCAGUGUUUAAAGAUGCAGUAAUGGAUAAUUAUUGGCAUGUUUAUAAUGUGUUAAAUUUGACGAGUUCAAUCAACUCAACCGAUUGUUCCAUUUUCAAUUCGACUUUUGAUAUUAAGGCUUAUCAUAGAGUCAUAUUCUCAUAUCCAGUGACAUUUGACACUUCAGUUCCAUUUCCUCUUUCUUCUCCUUCAUUUGUGAUUGAGAAUGAUCAAUGGUUUAUGCAGAAAUUAUUUUUUGGAAUCAUUUCUGAUGAGAUAUUGAUGAACAUAUUCUCAAAAUUGGCAAGUCCAAAAUGUUACAGCAGUUAUAACUCUUAUUUGGGUGUAUUCCAUUAUAAUGAUGUCUCAAAAUAUUGGGAUUUGAUUCUGAAAGAUUCCAUGUUAUUCAUUGUGAUUGCAAGUUGUCUCUUGUUUUAUAUUUUAUUGAUCACAAGUUUUAGAAAAAGUUUGGCCAUGAAGAGAAGAUUAUUUGCACCAUUUAUUGGACCAUUUUGCAUGAUGAUCAUUUGUUUGGUUUAUAUUGAACCUAUUUUAAUGUCUCUAUUCAAACAUGUUGGAAAGAAUAUUAUUCCAUUCAUUCCAAUUCCAAAUUUAUUCAUUUCAUUAUUGAGUGCUUCUUAUAUUGUAGUGUCCAUUCGAUUUUAUUAUUUGAGAAAUUUAUAUCAAAUCAGAACAGGAUUAGAUGAAAAGAUGAAGAAUAACAAAAUGAAUAAUAUGAGAAUUUAUCGAAUUUUCGUUCAACCCUAUGUCACUCUCUCAUUGGUGAUCAUUAUCACUUGUAUUGUUUUUGGAAUUUGGUUUGGAAUAUUUUAUGGAAUUUUAGAAAGUAUAAUUAUUGAAAGAUUUGGAAGAUUUGAAUGGACACUUCAAUUUGAUGCUUCCUUAUUGGCAUUGACCACUCAAUUUGCAUUCUUGAGUUUAUUUUCAAUUCUUUGUUUAUUUGUUGAUGCCUUUUUCAAUUUGAAAAAGAUUAGAAAACAUGGCUUUGGGUAUUACUUUAUAUUUGAUGAUCCGUUCCACAUGAGAAUUGAUAUCCUUUCACAACUCUUUAUCUUUUUUAUCUCCAUUUUUGUAGUAUUGGACAUCUUUGUUUGGAAUACUCUCAUCAUCAACAGAAUUGGAAUUACUCUCUUCUUCCUUUGCUCUCUAAUGAUAUUUGGUGGAAAUAUUAUGAUAGUUGAAACAGCAAUAUCCAUUAAGAACAGAAGGACAAACGGUUGUUUGAACUGCUUUGUUGAUCGAUUAAGCGUCCUCGAAACCGAAUGGGUUGAAAACAUGAAAGAUGUUCACUUUAGAGAAUUGCAGAUGAAAUAUGCCAAGAAUGAAUUUUCGUUAGAGAACUUUUUGUUGUACGAACAUUUAGAAAAAUUAGAGAAACAAAAAGUAUUGACUGUAGAGGAUCUCCAUUAUUUACAAACCACCUAUCUCAGUAGUCUGUCUCCUUACUCGAUCAAUUUACCUGCCCAUUGUUACACUAAAUUUGCAGAGAUUUUGACAAGAAAUGCAAAUAUUCAAUUUAGUGAGCUCGAAACCAUCAAGAAUGAAGUCAUUGCCAACAAUUUGGACACAUUCAACCGAUUGACCUUAACCAAGGAAUAUAAAAAGUGGAAAGAAAUUGCUUCCUUCCAAUCUCAAAUGAAAAUUUAA
Messenger RNA from Naegleria fowleri, 4062 nucleotides. RefSeq lists its product as uncharacterized. The transcript has 3 exons. The record is from RefSeq and is a predicted model, not a curated record. Lineage: Eukaryota; Heterolobosea; Eutetramitea; Acrasida; Naegleriidae. The coding region runs from base 1 to 4062 and encodes 1353 amino acids.